Molecule: messenger RNA, 1670 nt
Organism: Anopheles darlingi
Lineage: Eukaryota; Metazoa; Arthropoda; Insecta; Diptera; Culicidae
Exons: 2
Coding region: 84-1256 (390 amino acids)
Source: RefSeq, a predicted model, not a curated record
CUUGCUGCUGGUUUUGGAAUUCCAUCGAAAGAGAGUGAGAAAUAAGUUUCUACGAGUUCCUCUGAUCGAUUUGAUGGUUUAAUAUGUUUCUAGUAGUGCAUACAGUAAACGAUAACGGCGAAAAGGAGUGGAAGGUAGCACCCAAACGAUGGGUUUGCACUACGAAGAACACCCACCGAACAGUUCUGUUAUGGCCACAUGAAAUCAGUUCUGAGCGACAAAAGCAGUUAGCUAGAUCUGGUUCUUCUAAACCAAUGAAAAGUUGGAGCCGGAAGGAAUGUAUUGUACAACAGGAUUGUUCUACGUACGAUGCUGCAAAAGCUGUAAUGAUAGAACUAAUGGCACAGCGUUUACCAUCGAAUUCUGGUCAACCUUCAAAACAGCUGCCUUGUACCAACAGCAAUCGGAUGAGACACAAUCCUAAAAUUCACCUUAAACCUACUGGCGUAUCCGACGUUGUAUCAUCUGAACCACCAGUUAAACAACCUGUUCCGGAGAGUAAAGCGUCAAUGCUGAACUCUAUUAAGACGAUGGUGGAAUCUCUAAUAAAAAAACAAGCUCGCAUCGAGGAACAAAAUGCUCGAAUCGAAAAGCAAAACGCGGAUAUUGAAGAGCAAAAUGCUCGCAUUAAAAAACAAAAGUCGGAUCUGUUAGAAAAACUAUCAUUAAUUCAGAAAAGGUGUGCAAACCGUGGUUUUCAACAUUUUGAUUCAGGAGAUAAACCUAUGAAAUAUGCAUCGUUUGAUUUUGAUCCAGUUGAAACCAUUGAGCAACUGAACGACCUGGAGAACAAGCUGAAUGAUGAGGUGUUUCGUUCGAAAAUGGUUACAUGGUUGAAAUUUAAUGUUGUUGGCACCCAGCCAAAGAAAAGGAUGUCGAGCUGCCUAAAUUUGUUGAUUUCACCGGACCUUCUGGUCUACUGCACAUGGACUGGUAUCGUGCGGAAUGGAAGGAAACAGCUUGCUAUAAAAGACAUGAAACAUAUAUUGGAUUUAUUCCAAGAAAUAGGUACAACUCCAUGGGAAAAGGUGAAUGAUACUAUGGUAGCCACGUUUUUCAAGGGUAAAGCUAAAAAUGCGCUGCAGCGUUUUCAUUCGAAUUGCAAAAGUGAAAGCCACAAAACAACAAUGAACAGUAGAGAUGUUCCCCAAGAACCAUUUGAUCAUGCAGAUUCAUCUAUAUCGACAGAUCAUAUGUACACGGAAUCGAUCGAUGACGAUUCAGAAACGCAAAUGGAAGUCGAAAUUUUACAUUGAAAUAUUCAAAAUUCUAACUAAACCGGCACUCUGUGAACAUUCCUGAACUUUAAGUACAUCAAUUGAUUUUCUCUGGAUUAUAGCAUUGUAGCGAUGACUAUAGCGAAUCCCAUGGAGGAAAGACGAACUGUAGAAUGAAAUAAUUGCAUAAGUAGUACAGAAUAUAAAAGAUGAACAUUUUUUGCAAAUGUCGAACUAUAACCCACACAAAAUUGUGAAUAAGAAUAAGCCAAGACCAAUGGGUAUUACUAUUUUCCAAUAUAACAUUCGGAAAAUGUAAAUGCAUAUUUGAAGGUCAUAUUUUGGGACUGGCGAUAGUGAUAACAAUUAAUCAGAGGAAGGAUUUUUGAGAACAUAUGUAGCGUAUUUUUUGUGGGUGUGGAGAUCUAUUUUUUUUAAAUACAUGAAAUUAAG